Molecule: messenger RNA, 1412 nt
Organism: Macrobrachium nipponense
Lineage: Eukaryota; Metazoa; Arthropoda; Malacostraca; Decapoda; Palaemonidae
Gene: mst
Product: protein misato homolog 1-like
Exons: 8
Coding region: 1-1365 (454 amino acids)
Biological process (GO): mitochondrion organization; microtubule-based process
Cellular component (GO): mitochondrion; cytoplasm; microtubule
Source: RefSeq, a predicted model, not a curated record
AUGAGAGCUGUUCUUCUUUUGGUGUGUAUCUUAGGAGCUGGUGAUGAUAAAACUCCUGACAGUAAAGUCUCUGCCAGUGUUCCAAAUUCCUUGCAAAAGACUUAUGACCUUCAGGAUCGAGUCACUGUAUGGUCUGACUAUUUACGACCUCACCUUCACCCUAGUACACUGUUUCUCUUGGAUGACAACAGUGUACUUAAUGGAACUCUGAGCACUGAAGGGAGUUGGGGAUUUCACUCUGGCAUUUCUUUCUGGCAACGAGAAGACAUAGAAGAUGGAAUCACUGAUCGUAUUAGAAUAUUUGCAGAAUCCUGUGGUUCACUGCAGGGAUUUCAAGUCAUAUGUGAUGUUCAUGAUGGAAUGGGAGGUAUCAGUAAUGGAAUACUGGCUCAUUUGGAAGAUGAAUAUAGAUCAAAAGACUGUUUGACCUUUGCAGUAAUGCCACCUUGUCUGUCACCGGAGACGCCACAGUUAAAAUUACUUAUGCAAAGCAAUAUCAUACAGGCAUACACAUCUUGCAGCAGACUUUCAAGUAUGCUUGUACCUCUCAGUCUUCGACAGCAGUGUUUGGAUUUUCAAGAACCAUGUUUAAAUUUUCCUCACAUAUUGCUAAAAGAAGAUAAUGCUUACAUGAGUAGUAGUGUGUUAGCAUCUUUCAUAGAUACAGCAACUUUGUCAUAUCGUCUAAGAACUUCACCGUUGCCCCUGCGGAACAUUACAGAAUUGCUGACUUUUUCUGAUCGACCGGUGGUUGGCAGCACGUUAUCUCUACCUCUAGGGUUAAGUAGCGACAGUUACUUGAUGGAGUGGCUUUCUGAUGGAAAUCAGCCUCUGCGUGUUCCUUUAAGUCCAGGUACAGAUAUCAAAGUUGAUGCUUUCAGUGAAGUGACUGUAAUAAGAGGGAUUCCAUCAUCACGUCUUAUAAGACCAAAAUGUAAGUUGCCCCCUGGAAAACAGUAUGGUACUGCAAGUGAAUUAUAUCAUGACUACUUACAAGAAUCUUCAAGAGCUCCACGUAGGUGCAUUGUACUUGGAGCCCGGGAUCCAAUAAAAACAAGUUCUCCAUUCCCAUCUAUAUUCAGAGGAUCUGUUUCUGAAGAUGGUUUUGUUGACUUUCCUAGUCACUCAUCAGCUAAAGCUGUGAAGAGUUUACCGUGCAUGGCAGGCUUUCAUCAAGGAGGAGGGGUUGGAAACUUUUUCCAAGAACUACUAAAUGCAGCAGAAAAAAUAGAUGUUGGAAAGAUUCCACGUCUGCUGGAUGAAGGUGUGGACAAAGAAGCUUGGACUGACCUGAAAGAGCAGUUGAAAAAACUAGACGGAAAUUAUAUAACAAGAGUGGAAAUGGAUAGUUCAGAUGAUGACUGAUAAACAUUCUUUGACUCAACAUUUUCAAUAAAUAUUCUGAACAUUAA